Exaiptasia diaphana is the source of this 1925-nucleotide messenger RNA. Its product is annotated as interferon-induced protein 44. The record is from RefSeq and is a predicted model, not a curated record. NCBI's taxonomy places the organism in Eukaryota, Metazoa, Cnidaria, Anthozoa, Actiniaria, Aiptasiidae. The coding region runs from base 401 to 1393 and encodes 330 amino acids. The transcript has 6 exons.
UGCAUCUACUGCAAUGUUGCUUCCAAGAAUCCUGAAUCAACAAUGCGACRACGAGUAUUCCCGGAAACAGAAUACUCGGAUUAGAAUUGAUAGUAAAUCCAAAUCAUAGCUUUUUUUCUUGGAAUAUUUGAUGUUCAUCAAUGCACAUCGAUCGAACGACCUGAAUAGUAAACCAAAAGAAACUUAGAACUCAACGAAACGAUCGUAUAUAYACACUAGCUUAAGCUGUCGUACUUGAGCGACGAUCACCAUUUCUGAGAUAUUUAGCUAGACUCCUCAAGAAUACAGUUUCAGAAAUAUUUUGCAGGCUAUUUGGGACCAUUUGGCCAUCGUGGAAUGUACAAUUGCAAUACGUUUUCUUAACUAAAAAAGAUCGAAAAGGCUGCUUGAUAGAUAAAARAUGGGACAAUCACAAAGCAAGGAUCAAUCUUCUAAGGCUAGACCUGUAGAAGAAGAUCAGCUCAUGCCAAAACCGUGGAGGAAGGUCAAGGGAUGGGAUAAAAGCACAAGAGAUGAAAUGAAGUCCAAAAUGGAAGAGUUUGAUCCAAGUCCAUUUGGGGUGCCAACAUUCAAUAUUAUUCUUACUGGUCAAGUCGGAUCAGGAAAGUCAAGCUUUUAUAACAGUAUYAACAGUAUCUUUAACGAGAUUGUUAGUCCAGCUAAAGCAACUGCCGGUAAAAUGGCACGAAGUCUUACUAAAGAGUUCAGGGUGUAUCCAUUACACAACCUCAAAAUCAAGAUUGGUGAUACUAUGGGUAUAGAGGCACACACYACUGAAACUGAUAUCAGGAAUAUCUUGAAGGUAGUGGAAGGACAUGUGUCGAAUGGUCAUARGUUUAAUCCUGACGAAGAAUUCCUUUCAAACAGUCCAGGCUACAUUCCAAGCCCUAAGCUUGCAGACAGAGCACACUGUGUAGCUCUUGUGAUCAAUGCGAAAGAUACCUCAAACAUGAACAAYGACAUGGUGCGUAAGCUAAAAAGCUUGGCAGAGGCCCUUGUCAAUCGACAUUUACCUAUUGUUAUCAUACUAACUCAUUUGGAUGAGUACCUGCCUAAAGUAGAAGAAGAUAUCACAAAAACCUUUCAUAGUAAACUGUUGAAAGAACUUGUGGACAGAAUAAGCAAUAUGAUACUUGGUCUCCCAGAAAACCAGAUAUUUCCUGUUAUUAACUACAACASAGAAGUUGAGCUUGACAACGGCAUGGAUGUUCUUCUCUUGUAUGGACUACGUUGCCUAACUAMUGUUGCCAAGARCCAUCUCGAGAAUCAACACAGURAAGACYUUCCUACUCAACUGAAAUACAGUCAACAGGAGGAAAUAGGACCGAUGGAAUUGGAAAAGCCAGGUGAAAAACCACCGAAUCAACUGGACGAGAGUCCAAUGGAACUUUAAACUUUUGUUCUAGAAAGCCUUAGUUGCUGAUCAAUAAUUAGUAAUACAAACAUUAGCCMUAAAGAACUGUGAAUUCUGACAUUAUCUGAAUUACAUAUAGUUAGAAAUAAACAACAUAUCCCUUAGUGAACUCCGUCGUUUUCAUAGGUACCACUGAGUUUUGAAUGAUGAACUGAAAUUCAAUGUGUGACUUGCAAAGUACACGAUCCCUUGCUAUUUGAGACUUAUGRUAGUGAAUAUGAGUUCGAAUUAGCAUGUAUUUAAUUUGUCUUUUCGUGCUUUCCUGUCUCAACUUAAAAAAAUCCACCGUUUUUACGUUUUUUUUAAUAUACACUAUAGCUACUCCACAAUAGUUUUACAAAUUUAAAGAAUCCAUUGUUAAUCCAGCUUAUGCAAUACUUUAUUUUCCAAGAAGAUCAAGUUACGGUCUGAUAAACACUUGAUUAGGACGAUUUCCAAUAAAGUAUAAAGUUGUUAUGUUAUAUUAGACUAAGCGCUAUGAAUCAAACAUGACUUCAAAGAAUUGUUGACU